This is a messenger RNA of Rattus norvegicus (Norway rat), 8839 nucleotides long. NCBI's taxonomy places the organism in Eukaryota, Metazoa, Chordata, Mammalia, Rodentia, Muridae. The record is from RefSeq and is a predicted model, not a curated record.
CCGGUGACUUCCUUCUCCACUGUCUGAGGUCUGUCCGCUCUGUUCUGAAAUUCAUCCGCUUACUCCCUCUACUCACCCUGUCCCGUUUGGCAUUUGAGUUGUGCUGUGGCCAGAGGGACAGAAGCACACAGAGCUUGUUAUGCUCUGAAAGGCAUUUCGGAGAUCCUCUCUGUUCGUAGAUGAGUCGUUCCUGAACCACAGGGGAAAGUUCUUAAUGUGGCCAAGACAUUAAAUUUUGAUGUGCUUCGGUUAGCCUGUUAAAUAAAGCAUUGGACUCAUAAAGCCCGUGCUUUGUUUUAUAUUAAGGUUAACUCCCAGCUCUGGGGAAUGUGCUGCUUUUCUCCAUUUUAGAAGAAUUUUACUAAAGAUUCUGGAUUUUGGGGUAAGCAACAUGUAACGUUUUUUGGGUUUUCAGUGAUGGAGACAUAUGUGAUCUUUCUUACAUCUAUGGUGCUCUCGUAUCCAGAGCUAGGUGGGAAACGCCUCAGUCUGUCCCGCUAUAAGCAGUGGGCCCUGCAGGGAAUGCUGCUCUACUUCGAAAGGACCUUAUAUUAUUUUCAGCAUUCACGAGCUGAAGGACAAUCUAGUUGAGAGCUUGUUAAUUAAGUAAAUAAUUAUUCUAUGCAAAUCAAUGUUAAGUAGUUCUGAGCCUUCAAAGACAAGCAAUGUAAAAGCAUGCCCAUGUUUGUUUUUUUUAAAGAUGAGAGGUAGAAAAUGACCUUUUGUGUGGUCAGGGGAAACUGAGUCACCACAGAGCAGUUGGCUUAGGGUCCUUGUAGGAGUCGUGAUUUUUCUAUUUACUUUAGAGCCUCCCAUGGGAGAGAAGCUGUCAAGGUUUGUCCUAGCGUUGACCUUCCACAGAAAUCGCAUCCCUUCAUUUCAGUCUCGUGAUUGCUUUGAGAUUCUCUGCUGACUCUUGAUCUCCCUAGAGUCUCUGGUCCUAGAGGUCCAACCCAGUUCACCUAUCACUUUCUCUAAUCCUUUCCCAUGUGCCCCCCAAAGUAGAAAAGAAAACUGGAAUAAAAAGCAGAAAGAAAAGAGGGCAAAGGCAAGUCACCAAGAACAACUUUCUCUACACUGUUUAAUUGAGCACUUACUCCCCCACCCCCAAGACUGUGCAGUAACCUAGAUAUCAAAGCAGAAACACCUGCCUCUUGCUCCUUGUGGAAAACCUUGCUACUUUGGUGAUCCUUCUCCAGCUCAGCUGAGCUUUGCAGUGGCUAUUAGCCACCUACCUACCUUCCUACCCCUACCUACCUUUCUUUCUUCGCACUUAGUUUUUAAAAUAUUAUGGAUUAUAAAAUAGAUUCAGAUAUAUAACGUCUCUAUGACUAUGUUAUCUAAAGCCAUCUGAUUCAGGGCAUAUCAGUUCAGGAAGCUAUUGUGUAAGUUUCGGGAAUGCUCUCUGGCAGUAUACCUGAUUCCUUUACCGGGCAUCCAUACCUGUUUGCCAGCUCAGAAGGAGGCUCCUAGGUCACGGAGGCAGUGGAGCCCCCGGGGAAACAAAGCCACUUCUUCGCUCCCUCUGUGCCCAGUCCACUUGUUUACAAAUUACUCCUUCUAUUACAUGAGAAAUUAUUAGAAUAUCAAGCAGCAUUCCUGUGGCGUUUUGUAGCUACUAAAGAACCUGACACAUAGAAAAUCUCUCCCAGCUUUAGACCAGCUCCCCUACUGUGAUUAUAAACUACUCGGCAAGUAUGAGCUGAGAGUGUAUCAUCAUCUUGACCCCAAAUAACCACUUUAUUAUGAAUUCAGUAAUUACUUUGCUUGUAUCUAAAUCAAAACGGGCUUAUCUGGUAAUGAAAUUUCAGCUACCAAACCCAAAGUGGGACAAAUAUCGGAGAAUUAAUUAAUAUUAAUUAUAGUGGCAGACAGAGACGUGUGGCGAGUGAUCUUAGGGAGACACUCAGGAAGAUUGGAUUGCGUAGAGAACCCAUCUCUACCUUGGAGCGGGUGGCAUCUGUGUCCCGAGGAAUGUCUUCUGGGGACUGGGAGUACAUAUGAAUAAUUUAUAGAUGCUUGCUUGAGCGUUAACAGUGGAACAUGCCAUAUUUAUAAUGCUUUAAAAAUCAGCCUAAUACUGAUUACGUUUUUAUCCGUUAACACUUGCCCAUAUGCAACCUCCCUUCCUUCUGUAAUCCAUUAGACCUACCUAGAUUUGAUUAUUUAUAGCCUUCAAGUACAGGAAGUUGCUCUCAAAGGAUGACUUGGUUCUAAAAGUCGAUAAACACUUCUUUGGAAAGUUACAAUACUAAGGGCCAUCAAGGGCAAUGCUUUGAAUCCAGCUGGUGUGUAUAAGUGUUUGCUAAAAAUAUGUUUUCUCCACAGGAGAAAUAUAAACAUGACUUGUGUUCCUCAGCCAGGGCUUCGAGUCUAAACACUGAAUAGUUAGCAUACUUCUCAGAAGAAAAAAGACAGUGCUUUUGGAGUGCUGGUGCUUGAGCAGAAAUGAAGCACCAUUUUACCGUUGCUCUAAUUUCCUUCGAAAGAGUCAGCUCGGCUGCUCUCUGAUUUGUUACUGUGUGUUUGUUGGGUGUUUUUUUGUUUUUUGUUUUUUUUUUUUGGUUCUUUUUUUCGGAGCUGGGGACCGAACCCAGGGCCUUGCGCUUCCUAAGCAAGCGCUCUACCACUGAGCUAAAUCCCCAACCCUUUUUUUAAAUUUUUUUUUUUAAGAUUUUUUAUUUAUUUGUAAGUACAUUGUAGCUGUCUUCAGACCAGAAGAGGGCAUCAGAUCUCACUACAGAUGGUUGUGAGCCACCAUGUGGUUGCUGGGAUUUGAACUCAGGACCUCUGGAAGAGCAGUCAUUGCUCUUAACCACUGAGCCAUCUCUCCAGCCCCAUGUUGGGUGUUUUAAAUGGGGAGAAUGGUGGUGGGAAUCACACUGGUGGAGUCUACUUCAUGCUCAAUAAUGGACCCAGGCUUUAGUGUUCUCAGAAAGCAAGCUUAGCUACAUGUGUUCUAACACAGAGAGAGACCAGGACCUGUGUGCUCUGCCUGGCCAAAGCAUGUAUCCUCAUUGGAGAGCAAUAAUUACACCUAUGUCCAUUUCCUUAUAAGGCACUCUAAACCCAGCAGCCUGAUGUCUAACCUAUAUAGGAACUGCUCUGGUUAACGGCAGGUGACAUGGACCUUUUGUACCACAGUUUCCUUAGUACCAACUCAGAAGGCUAGGGGAUGUCAGUUGUUGGUCCAGGAGCCCCUGCCGUAUAAGACAUUUGGCUUAUGUCUCUGCUUCUCUUUUCUUCACCAGGAAACUAAAGAUUCCUUACCAGCCUGUUUUCAGUCAGAGGGGCCUUCAGGUUAAACUAGUCUCGGCUCCAUGGUUCUCCACCAGUUUCAGGUUGUAGGCUGUUCCCAGUGCAAACGGGUAUCAUCUAUGCCAGGGGACAAUCAGAGUCUGUGCUGAGCACCUCCCUGUGAAAACGAUUUCAUUCCCAUGCUUUAGAACUGCCCAUGUUACAUUGGCUGAAGCAAGUCACGUGGCAAGUCCAGUAUCACCAGAGAAGGAAGUGCCCACUCAUAUGUGAAGGGAAAAGGAACAUAUGGAGAAGUCACCCUCCCAGAGGAUCCAUCUUGUAAGGACACCAGGGUGGGCUAUAGUAAAUGUGUUGGAAGGUGACGGUUGGGACAGACAAAAGAGAGGUAGAUUUUUCUUUAAGCUGGCACAGUCCUCUCCCUGUGCCAUUCUAUCUUGUGAUGUUCACGCUAUCUUAACAAGCCCUGGGAGACUGCAUAAAACGAGUAAAGGAGCUGGGACCAUAGCCAUGAUCUCUGUGUGAAGCAGUUUGAGUCACAUUAGCAGUGGGGAUGCUGCCAGGUCCUUAAAGCAGCAGUGGCAUGGAUAGCAGUUGGGGGGAGGAUGACUUAAUUUGUUACCAACCUCCUCUCUGCCAUAGGCAGUCGCUGUCCAUGGUCCUUCCUGUACUUUCUGGUUUAUAUGGAAUGCUUAGGUCUGGCCUCAAGAAUAUCUGAAAAUGAAAAAUAAUUUAAUUCCUACCCAAAAGGGGAAAACUAUGAAAACAUUAACUAUGCCCACUUCCCACCUAUCUCAGAAAUAAAUAAUAAAUAAAUAAAUAAAUAAAUAAAGUCAAGGAUGGUUGCAAGGGUUAUGAUAUUCUGUUAAGUUCUCUAUUUCCCAUAUGCUGCCCCCAAACCCAGUCACUAUUGCUGAUGCCAAGUAGAGCUUGCUGACAGGAGCCAGAUAUGGGUGUCUCCUGAGAGGCUCUGCCAGAGCCCUACUGACACAGAUGAGGAUGGUUGCAGCUAACCAUUGAACAACAGAACUCCAGUGGAGGAGUUACAGAAAAGACUGAAGGAGCUGAAGGAGUUUGCAACACCAUAGGAAGAACAACAAUAUCAAUCAAAAAAAAAACCCUACCAGAGCUCUCAGCGACUAAACCACCAACCAAUGAGUACACAUGGAGGGACCCAUGACUCCAGCCACAUAUGUGGCAGAGGAUGGCACUGUCCAGCAUCAGUGGGAGGAAAAGCCCUUGGUCCUGUGAAAGCUUGUUUCCCCAGUGUAGGGUAAUGCCAGGGCCUUGAGGUUGUAGUGGGUGGGCGGGAGUGGGAGCAUCCUCACAGAAGCUGGGGGAGGGGAAGGAAGCAUGGGGGGAAGGGAUAACAUUUGAAAUGUAAAUACAUAAAAUAUUCAGGAAAAAUAAAAUUACUUUAAAAAAGAAAGAUUAGGAUCCUGUUGCUGUAAAAUUAUAUAUAUAAAAAAAUAUGUUGUGUCUUUUAAUCCCGCACCAAGUCCAGCACCUGGGUCCCAAUUCCAUGGCAGCCCAGUGUCUCCAGCCACCACAAGCUCUCUUGAAUUCAGUUAAAUCACCCCAGGAAAUAACACACAAUAAUAAUAACACAAUAACCUCUGAUCCAAUUGAUAAGAUAUAAUUGCCUACCUGGACAUACCCUGUACACAUCCAUCCCUUAAAAAUAUUCAUAACAACCUGUCAGUGUGUAGAGAGGAACCUUAACAUCCGCCUCCAUGCUCUCUCAGUUGACUCCCUCUUUUGCUCCAGUCUCCUCCUCCUCUCUAAAACUGUUCUCCCGCCCAUCCUUCCACCUGCAGAAUGACAUCAUCCUACAGAAUCCUAAAAAAAUAAAUUUCUUUCUCCUUUAGCCAGUUUUUCUUGAGUCAUUCCUCUUUCUUGUUUCCCUUUACCCCAGCUAUUGGCCUUGAUCUUCCAUUGGCCAAUUCCUGUAGAGGACAUGGUGGUACCGUGGGAGCCUAGAAGGGCCACAUAACCUUCAAAACUCUAGAAAUUAUGGAAGAGAGUAUUUAGGGCUUUUACAAAACAAAGACAAUUCAUCUAAACCCCGUUUUUCUAUAAUUGUUCAGACACAUGCACACACACACACACACACACACACACACACACACACACACACACGGAUAUAUACGUUUUCUUGAUCACACUCACCAGUUUCAAGUGCUCAGUCCCCCCACGUGGCUCUUGUUUGCAGAACUGUAGAGCUUUUCAUCAGUAAAGGGACUUCUGUGGGCUUGUUCUGAGCCGCCUCCUACUUAGCUUUCUCUUCAUUCUUAUACACAUCCUGCCUUGGGCCUGAGAAGGGCCCCUGCUGGUUUCAGCUGCUAGUCAGUCAGUCUCCCCCCAGCCCCCUUCUGUUAUCUGCCCUCCUCCUGUGUAAGAGUGUGUGUGUGUGUGUUUAUUGAAAACAGAGGGGUUGGAGAGAUGGCUCAGCAGUUAAGAGCACUGGCUGCUCUUCCAGACGUUCUGAGUUCAAUUCCCAGCAACCACAUGGUGGCUCACAACCGUCUGUAAUGGGAUCUGAUGCCCUCUUCUGGUGUGUCUGAAGACAGCGACAGUGUACCCAUAUAUAAUAAAUAAAUCUUUUUUAAAAAAAGAAAACAUCAGAAUACCUCUUGGUCACAUCAAAUGAAAAUAUUACCUAACAGAUAUGAUUUUCCAGCACUGCUGGGCAGGUUUCUGCUGGAAGCUCUGGCAGAGCUUUAAAGAGGUAAAUUUAGCUACACAGAGACAGGCGGUUGUCAUUUCAUUUGCAAUUCAUUAGCAGGCCAUGCUUCAGAAACUCUCCCCUAGGUCUAGCAGCUUGGACAGAUGGCAACUUGGGGGAUUUAGGGUAGAAUAUGUCUCACAUGUACCUGAUCCCCACCUUCCUCUUCACUGUGCACAGUGUGAUCGCGUGGGGACAGAUUUGUUGUUUAACUCUUCAAAGUUGGAGGUAUUUUGGAGAAAGAAAGGAAUGCAAGACACAGACUUCUAAAUAAAGUGCACCGUGUGUGUGUGUGUGUGUGUGUGUGUGUGUGUGUGUGUGUGUGUGUGUGUCUCCUGCUUUCCAAUACUGGGGCUUUCUUCAAAAGGACAGAAGUUAGGAGCUGAUAUAACAAUUUUCACAAAACAAUAUUUGGUUAGAAGUUGGAGAAAAUAAAAGCAUGGAUAAAUGCAAUUACAGUUAUAGAAUAAACAAUAUAUCUAGGGGAUAUAUUUUAAAAUAUAUGACUGGACAAUCCAGACAUCUUUAACUCCAGACGUUGUAGAAGCUUGUCCAAUCAUAUUGUCUCAUAUUGCUUUCGCUAGCUUCUACUCAUUUCAUGUAUUUUUGUCGGAGAAAAUGUGCCACUGGGAGUUGACUUUGUGAUUUCAGUGCUCAAGCCAGACCCAGUGUCUCUCCCUACCUGCUGCCUGUGCAUCUGGAUGUAGAAUUCUCAACCACUCCCCAUGUCUGCCUGCAGUCCACCAUGCUUCCUACCAUGACAGUGGACUAAACCUCUGAGGAGUUAAGGUCACUGGCAUGCAUUUUAUACGAGAUGUGUUGCAUGGAUCAUGCGUUUUCUGGCUCCAAUUUCUUGUCUGUGGUUUUGAAUAUCGUUGAAGGCAACACGCCUUCACUCCCUGACAGAUACCCACGAGAACUAAACAUCAUCAUGUCACGCAUGUUGAACAAGAGUCCCUCCCUGAGACCGUCGGCUGCAGAGAUUUUAAAAGCCCCUUACGUGGAAGAGCGCCUUCAGCAGCUGAUGUAUAAACAUCCAGAGGCGACACUGGAAGACAAGAGGAACUCAGCCUGUCAGAAGGAGGCUGCCCAUGCAGUUAACGCCAUAAAGAUUACUGAAGGAAGAAGAUAUAAAGAAAAUAACAAAAGGGCCAAAGAACUAAGAUCCCAGAACUUUGGGUCUGUGAGUGCCCAUGUGCUCCAGGAAUUAGAUGAACUGACUCUGGAGAGCCUGUCUCAACCUCAGUCCCUUCCUUGCCUGAACCUCGAUGAACUUGAGCCCAGUUUAGAAGGCACCAUUGUUGACCUCGGACAUUAUGAUCCCUUGGGGCUCUCAAUCAAAUAUGGAGACAUCCCUUUGAAUAAAGCGGCAGAACCUGAUGUCUGUAUGUAUAUAAAAGAGAUCCCAGAAGACCCGCUUGUUGCUGAACAAUAUUAUGCUGAUGUAUUUGAUUCCUGUUCUGAAGACAGUGGGGAGCAGGAGGAAGAAAUGGCAUUUUCAGAAGCAGGGGGAGACAUGAGAGAGGAGGGAUCCCCACCUACAUACAGAACAAACCAACAGGACAGCGAUACAGAUGCGCUGGUUGGGUGUUUGGAACAUGUCCUGGGUUACACCUCUCUAGACACAAAGACCAACACCAGUGCAGUGGCAGAUGUGUCUCCUGGACCAACUGUUUUCAACAGUGCAAUGGCUAGGACCAAGGUGAAGCGCAUGAAGGAAUCAGCUGUACAGAAGCUAGGAACGGAAACAUUUGAGGAAGUCUAUGAUUACCUCAAGAGAGCAAGGCAUCAGAAUGCCAGAGAAGCAGAGAUCUGGGAGCAUCUGGAGACAGUGGUUCCUCUGGCCAGUGACUGCUUUGAAGUUGACCAGCUCCUCUAUUUUGAGGAGUUGCUGCUGACCAUGGAAGGAAAAGAGUCCAGUCUCCAGAGCCCGCACUGUGAAGCCUGCCGAAAGAAGCCUGUCAAGAGUAUACAUUUCUGUGACAAUUCAUGAAGUUUACACUCUAGACUAUAUCGUGGGAAACUAGUGCGUAACUGGAGCCACUACCCUCCCUUUUGCUCCUGGUCAGAUGUAAGGGUAUCUAUGGAGAGGUCUGGCUGGCUGCCUAGGCUUAGAGUCACAGGUCAAGGUCAUGGAUGAAGUCUGGCAUCCUGAAUGGCUUUCCCUCAGAUGUACAAUCCUCGGGGUUUCCAAUAGGGUGGGAGCAUUCUGAAGACACAAGAAUUCUGUACUCUGUCCAUCCAGGGCAAGCCCGGUGCCUGACCACUUGUGAGCUCCAGGAAGAAUGGCCAGCUUGUGAUGGCCACGGGGCACCAGCCUGGCCAGUGGCCUGUUCAUCUCCAAUGAUGUAGUUUUGAUCAGCACUUUCUUCUAUGACUAACAUGCACACAGUGCAUAUAUUUAAGCCUGGAUUGAAAAUCCACAAAGCGUCUCCCUUCUGUGAUUUAUUUCCAGCCUUCACUUAUAAAGCAUUAAAGGCUUGAUUCAGAAUAAAUACAAAUUUCAUCUUUAUAAGACAAAUCUCCUAUUCUAUCUUUUUCUUAGCUAACAGUGUUUCUCAGCUUGUGGGUCAUGACCCCCUUGGGGUUGCGUAUCAGAUGUUUACAUUAUAGUUCAUAACAGUAGCAAAAUUACAGUUAUGAGGUAGCAAUAAAAUAACUUUAUGCUUAAAGGUCACCACAACAUGAGUCACAGCGUUAGGAAGGCUGAAUGUCACCGUUCGAUAAUCACAUAUUGUUAAAUGUAACAUCCGUGUAAAGGUAAUUUUUGUUUUGUUUUGUUUGCUGUUUGUUACUACUAAAACAAAACUAUUACACACAAAUGUAAUAUCAGUUGGUGUUUUAAAGAUUUAAUUUAUA